AUGAAGUUUAUCAUAGUGUUUUCACUAUUUCUGGCCGCAGAAUGUUAUCGACUUUCGGAGGACGAAAACCGUCACCUCAAGAAAACAUGCGGUGUGCGCAGACUGGGUAAAUCGGCUCCGUUCAAGAUUUUUGGAGGUCGUAAAGUAGCCCCUGGCAAGUAUCCGUGGUUGGUUAAAAUUUUCACUCAGAAGGAUCUAGGCGACAUUUCAUUUAAUGACACAUGCAGUGGGUCUUUAAUUUCAUCACGUCAUGUGAUAACGGCAGCACAUUGCGUGACCAAUUACGACCCAGAAAAGGUUACCAUGGAAUGUGAGGGGGAGCUAAAUGGCUACCUGCCAUCUCACAUCCAUCCGGAGCUUUUCCAAGUGUACGUUGGCACCUUAUGCAGCCAUCCAGAAAGAUGUCAACGUCCACAUCGUGUCAAGAAGAUAUUUAUUCACAAGAAGUGGAAUCGAUGCCUACAGUCGAACCUGUACAACAGUCAAACACAAAUUCACGAUUUUGUAUUCUCGAGCUCAGGAAGAGCUGUACACGAGGUGGAAGGUCUUCCUAUUUGUUUACCAGCUCGGAAAUUUCGUUUAGCAAAACUUCUUCGUGGUGCCGGAGCUGGAAGAGACUCAGAAUCUGACGAUCCAGGACUGAAAGUUGCGCGUCUUUCACUCUACGGAGAAGAACCUAAACUUUUUACCAUUGUAACAUCAUCAACAGAUGCUUCUGCUUGCGGGGUAGGUGGUGCCUAA
Messenger RNA from Ostertagia ostertagi, 741 nucleotides. Lineage: Eukaryota; Metazoa; Nematoda; Chromadorea; Rhabditida; Trichostrongylidae. The record is from the annotation of a GenBank genome assembly.